This is a messenger RNA of Saccoglossus kowalevskii, 1208 nucleotides long. RefSeq names its product dual specificity testis-specific protein kinase 1-like. Gene Ontology annotation, molecular function: protein serine/threonine kinase activity; ATP binding. The record is from RefSeq and is a predicted model, not a curated record. NCBI's taxonomy places the organism in Eukaryota, Metazoa, Hemichordata, Enteropneusta, Harrimaniidae. Gene Ontology annotation, biological process: protein phosphorylation; actin cytoskeleton organization. Gene Ontology annotation, cellular component: nucleus; cytoplasm.
UGUAUAUCUGCAGAGACAAUGACUCUAAGUUUUCUAUUGUUGGAUCUCCGUACUGGAUGGCACCUGAAUGUUUGAAAGGACUUAAGUACAAUGAGAGGGCAGAUUUAUUUUCCUAUGGUAUUAUAUUAUGUGAAACCAUUGCUAGGAUACCAGCUGAUCCAGAUGUAUUACCACGUCUUGAGAACUUUGGUGUAGACCGUGAUACAUUUACUUUGCUGUGUGGUGACUGUCCCAAUGAGUUUCUCCAUGUUGCCUUCAAAUGCUGCGAGAUUGAUCCAUUGGACAGACUACCAUUUACUGAGAUAGUGGACCAAAUUAAUGAUAUAUUGACAGCACUGAAACAUGACAUAAGUCAUGGAAUGUCUCCCGAUGAAGAAGUGGAGGCUCUCAUAUCUCAAGAGGUUGUUAAAGGUCACAAGAGAGCAAAGUCUGAGUCGGGUACCCCCUCACCACCACUACCACCACCACCACCACUACCAGCACGGUCACCCGUUCUACAUGCUGGUUUGAGCCGUUGCAGUUCAGAAAAAUCCACUUCAGGAUUACUGUGUGCAACCCCUGGUGGUGUUCGCUGUAAUCCAUUUAUAAACACACCUUUUGGGCGAAAUAAAUUGAUAAGCACUAGUGAUAACAGUUCUGUGUUUGAGAUGUCGCCAUCAACACCACCAUCAUCCCCUGUGUUUCCUCACGAGGUUCUAGCAACGUUGGCAGAAGUCCACCGCCAAAGAAGAAAGUCACGUUCAUUACCAACAUCACCAGAAUUACAAAGACGAUCCAUCACCAACUCAACAUCAUCAGAUGAAUCAAUGUUAUCAUGGAGUCUUAGUUACUCCUGUAGAGGGAGCAAAUCUAGCAUGUCAAGUGGACUAUUAGGACUUUCAAAUAAAGAUAAGAUGUCUGAUGUGAUACCAAAAGAUAGUCAUAAAACACAUGAUAUUCACAUUGGUAGUAGGCGUCUGGAUUCUGGUCUCAGUUCUUUAUACGAUGAAGACUUGGAGCAUGCUUCAGAGAUUGGCAAUGUUAGUAUCUCCAAAGUCAGGGAAAAACUGGAGGAAAGCUUGUCUAUUAAUCCUCUUAAUAGUAGCUACAGUAGUACAUGCAGCUCUAGCUUAUCUGCUAGAUAUUCCCAAGACAUAGAUGGGUUGCCUAGCAACUGGGAUGAGAAAGAUGAUGGUGAUGAAGCUAGUAGUAAAAAAGAAAGAAACUGA